Messenger RNA from Hydra vulgaris (swiftwater hydra), 1747 nucleotides. RefSeq names its product probable tubulin polyglutamylase ttll-15. Gene Ontology annotation, biological process: protein modification process. The record is from RefSeq and is a predicted model, not a curated record. NCBI's taxonomy places the organism in Eukaryota, Metazoa, Cnidaria, Hydrozoa, Anthoathecata, Hydridae.
AUGUUUGUUUAGAAAAUGUAUAAAAAAAUUGGAUCUUUCUCUGACUACUCGCAUUUUAAGAAACCCACAAUUAAUGCACAUUGUGGCUAUGCAUUUCCAAAGUAUCUUUUUUUGAUAAUGACUUUCUGUAUCAUCUUUUUUUUGGGCUACAAUUUUUAUCAAUAUUAUUCAGUGCUAAUUUGGAAAGGAACUUUGUUAUUUCAAGCUUGUAAUAAAGACUCACCUGUUGUAUGGGUGUAUGCAGAAAAGACAACCCAUCUUCAACAUGUGAUCAAUAUUUUUGAGCAAACUGGUUAUGUUGCAAUAGCAGGAAUAACACCACCAAAAAAAUGGGAUGUAAUGUGGUCAUAUACUUUUCCUUUUUUAAAUAAUUUUAAUGACUUACUUCAAAAGCUUCAACCACAUCAAAAGUUUAGGUUAAUCACAUGCCAGGUAUUGGUUACUUAACAUUAAAAGUUUACUUAGCUUCAUUAAAGAAACAAUGGAUUCCUGAAGCUUUUGUAUUACCUGAAGAUAAAGACCAAUUUGAGUUGAGGGUUCAAAACUUUCCAAAUAAGUCUUGGGUACAAAAAAGCAAUAAUCAUAGAGGUAUCAAAAUCAUUCAAACAAAAGAUGUGGAUUCCCAAUCAACAAACACCUUUGUUCAAGAAUUUGUAGACCAACCACUUCUUGUUGAUGGAAAAAAGUUCGAUAUUGGUGUUUAUGUUGUAAUAACAUCAGUUGAACCACUACUUGCAUAUGCCUAUAAAUCUGAAAUUCUUGUCAGAUUUUGUAAGCAUGAUUAUUAUCCUUUUAAUCCUGAAGAUACUGAAAGUUAUGUUGUUGGAGAUGACUACAUACCAAUCUCAGAAAUGCCUUCAUUACAAUCAUAUUACAACCAAUUUAAAAUGACAGUGCAUGACUCUCUGUUUACCUAUCUCAGCAGUAUUGGUUAUAAUUCACAAAGAAUUUGGUAUGAAAUCAUAAGAUGUAUAGCUGAGGUAUUGAUAGAAAAACAAGUUACUAUGCAGAAAUCUUUUACAGGGUUUUUACACAAGCAAAACUUUUUCGAACUAGUGAGAAUGGAUUUUAUUAUUGAUCAACUAGCUAAUGUUUGGCUAAUGGAGAUAAAUAUGUCUCCCAACUUAUCAUCAGAACUUCACAAACUUAAUGCUCUUAUGUAUGAACAAGUUAUAUACAAUACCUUAUCACUAGUAGGUGUUGCUUCACAUUUAAAAAGUCAAUUUAGUGAGUUAGAUAUAGCAUCAAGUGACAGAGAUAUCAUGUUUGCAACUGACCAAUGCGCAUCUGAAGAAUGUCACAGUAUGUGUCUCAAUAAGUGUCGUUUAUGUCAUCAUUGUUUAUCUGAAGACAUGCGAAUAUAUCUGAAAAAGGCAUUUCGUGAACACAAUAACAAAGGUAGUUUCACACGUGUCUGGCCAACGGCUUUGAAUGAAAGCAUGGUUCAAAAUGAGUUACAAUUAAGCGAAUCAAAUCAAAUCUUGUUUCAUUGGUUCAAAGAAAAAUGUGCACGAAACAAUUAUUGGUGUUUUUAAUUAAGUUAUACAAUUAAUUCAAAUAAAACUAAAAGUCUCCUUUGGUAUCUAACAAACGUUAACUAAAGGCUCGAAAGUAUCAAAUGUUUUUGUGCCGUCACUUUUUUUUUCCUAUAUUUUUUCGUACCGAAAAAAAUUAGAUUUUUAAAAUUGCAUUUUUGUAAUUUUAUUCUAGUAUUUUUAUUAUAUUAAUUAUAUUUAUUUUGAAAUAU